GAGCAGGCUACGAAGUCAUUGGCCUGCCCAAUUAUGUCGUCUGGCAUAUCGACACAGAAGAAAAGCCGGGGAACGCAUAAAGUAGUGUUACUCAGCUUUUCGAAAAUCAUGCCAAUUUUCUUGUCUAAAAUAUCUGCACUCCUUCGGUCAUUCGAUGUCCGGAUGGGACAGGGGACAUAAUACUUCUACGAGGAUCUCACGACACGCAUACAACAGCUGCAUCAAAAAUAUCAGAUUCGUCAGGCAUGUUGGGCAAAGAGGCGUUGGGGACGGGUAGGGCAUUAAUUCUCACGCCAUUGGCCUCGUUUUCUUUUACUUUUCUCUGGCAUAGCGUUCGAAAGGGAAAUGGAAGUCCGGCUACUCAUACCAGUACACCCACCUCAUCCUUGAGAACCUCGACCUCGAGCUCCCCUCAAGCCCCCACCCUCAAAAUCGACUCUGCCGUCUUGUCACCUACUUCUCACGUCGAUGUUCUUUGCGCCUUACAUAUUCAUUGGUUGGUUGGUUGGUUGAGCUGGAUGGACUUCUAUCUUGUCGUGCUUGGGAAAGGGCACGAUGGCAAUGUUAUGAUCGGGGCGUUGUGAACUUCUGCUAUAAUAGAAUUUGGCUAUUCAUGAUGUCCUGCAUGGAUUUGGAGACAA
This is a messenger RNA of Annulohypoxylon maeteangense, 641 nucleotides long. RefSeq lists its product as uncharacterized. NCBI's taxonomy places the organism in Eukaryota, Fungi, Ascomycota, Sordariomycetes, Xylariales, Hypoxylaceae. Bases 246 to 584 code for a protein of 112 amino acids. The record is from RefSeq and is a predicted model, not a curated record. The transcript has a single exon.